Messenger RNA from Vicia villosa (hairy vetch), 1419 nucleotides. RefSeq names its product putative 12-oxophytodienoate reductase 11. The transcript has 4 exons. Gene Ontology annotation, molecular function: FMN binding; oxidoreductase activity. The record is from RefSeq and is a predicted model, not a curated record. Lineage: Eukaryota; Viridiplantae; Streptophyta; Magnoliopsida; Fabales; Fabaceae. The coding region runs from base 70 to 1176 and encodes 368 amino acids.
UACAUAUAAACCCAACCAACUCUAUUCAAAUUCAGUUCCACAUUUUGUUCCAUAACAAUAAUUUAACUUAUGGGUAUCAAAAAAGUCGAAAUGGCUGCUUCUGAUCCUAUUCCUCUUGUUACACCAUACAAGAUGGGAAACUUCAAUCUUUCCCACAGAGUUGUUUUGGCACCACUCACUAGAACAAGAUCAUUCAACAACGUUCCUCAACCUCAUGCUACUCUCUAUUACUCUCAGAGAGCAUCUCAAGGUGGUCUUCUCAUAACAGAAGCUACUGGUGUCUCAGACACGGCUCAAGGCUAUCCAAACACUCCGGGUAUUUGGACAAAGGAACAAGUGGAAGCAUGGAAACCUAUUGUAGAUGCUGUUCAUGCGAAAGGCGGUGUCAUUAUCUGUCAGAUUUGGCAUGUUGGAAGGGUUUCAAAUUCAUGUUAUCAGCCUAAUGGGCAAACACCGAUAUCUUCUUCAGAUAAGUCACUCACAAGCAGUCAUGCCCAACAAUUCACUCCACCGAGAAGGCUAAGCACCGACGAAAUUCCUAAUAUUGUCAAUGACUUCAGACUUGCUGCAAGAAAUGCUAUCGAAGCUGGUUUCGAUGGGAUUGAAAUACAUGCGGCUCAUGGUUAUUUAAUUGAACAAUUCAUGAAAGAUGAAGUGAAUGAUAGAACAGAUGAGUAUGGUGGAUCCAUUGAGAAUCGUUGUCGAUUUGCUUUGGAAAUUGUUGAAGCUGCUGUGAAUGAAAUAGGGGCAGAUAAAGUUGGAAUAAGAUUAUCACCUUUUGCAGAACAUUCAGAAUGCGGAGACUCUAGUCCUAAAGAAUUAGGACUUUAUAUGAUUAAUGCUCUCAAUAAGUAUAAUAUUCUUUACUGUCACAUAGUGGAACCGAGAAUUAAAUCUGCUUGUGAAGUGGAUGAUAAUAGUCCUCACAGUUUGGUGCCAAUGAGAAAGGCUUUCAAUGGCACUUUCAUAGUUGCAGGAGGUUAUGACAGACAAGAUGGAAACAAUGCUGUUGCUGCAAACAAGACAGAUCUUGUUGUUUAUGGUCGUUUGUUCUUAGCUAAUCCAGAUUUGCCAAAGAGAUUUGCACUUGAUGCUCCUCUCAACAAGUAUAAUAGGGAGACAUUCUACACUUCUGAUCCGGUUGUUGGUUAUACUGACUAUCCAUUUCUUGAAUGAUGAAAAAUAUGUUGCUGAGUCCAAGGGUAGAACUUCCAUAUUAAAUAAUAAGUUUAUUUUUCCUCUUGCAUUUUUGUUUUAGUAGUGAAGUUGGUCACUUAAAUAAGAAAAAUGUUGCUUAUAGUAGUAUUUUUAUUGAUUCUUAUCAUACUUCUCUGCUAGGACAGACCAUGUGUAAAACUAUUAUGUACCUGAUAUUUUAAUACCAUAUGAGCUUUGUGUUAAUAUGAUGAUUAUUUUAGA